Hemibagrus wyckioides is the source of this 1674-nucleotide messenger RNA. It is a transcript of the gene atpaf2, whose product is annotated as ATP synthase mitochondrial F1 complex assembly factor 2. The coding region runs from base 191 to 1066 and encodes 291 amino acids. NCBI's taxonomy places the organism in Eukaryota, Metazoa, Chordata, Actinopteri, Siluriformes, Bagridae. The record is from RefSeq and is a predicted model, not a curated record. The transcript is spliced from 8 exons. Gene Ontology annotation, cellular component: mitochondrion. Gene Ontology annotation, biological process: mitochondrial proton-transporting ATP synthase complex assembly.
UGCUUCACACAUGUGGGGAAGGUCAAUAUGGUGGUUUUAAACUCGUGUUAUGAAAUUUAGGAGCUAACUGUGGUGUUAAAGUCAUUUAUACAUGCUUUGGAGCUGAAAGUCUAAUCCUUGGCGUUUAUGGCUAAUACUCAGUGUUAGCAUUUAAUUCAUUGCAGGAAUCGUUCAGGUUGGUGAAACAGCUAUGUUACAGAGUUUGUGUAAAUUUCACCGGCAGUGUGUUGGAGCUCUUCUGCCCUUUUCUGCUCGCGCCUUAACAUUAGAAGCAAGGCAUUCACCGGCGCACGUGCAGCGAGCAAAUUACGGAAGUGCUGCAGCAGAGCGGAAGAAAUUCUACCAGGAUGUCAGUAUCUCUCAAGGUGAAGGUGGUCAGUUUGAAAUAAACCUGGACAGGAGAAAGUUAAAAACUCCAGGAGGAAAACUUUUCACUGUGCCCAAUGAAGCCCUGGCCAUCGCUGUUGCUACUGAAUGGGAUGCUCAGAAGGACACACUCAAGUUCUACACCAUGCAUCUAACCACUCUGUGUAAUACAGCUAUUGAUAAUCCAACGCAGCGCAACAAGGACCAGAUGAUUUCUGCUGCGCUGAAAUUUCUGGAGACUGACACCAUUUGUUACAGAGUAGAAGAGCCUCCAGGACUUGUUGAAUUACAGAAUAAUGAAUGGGAUCCUGUAAUGGACUGGAUUGAAAAAAGGUACAAUGUUGUUAUCGGAUCGUCAUCUAGUAUAAUGGGCCCACAAAUCCCAGAGGAGACCAAGGAAACAUUUCGUCAGCACCUUAAAUCUUAUAAUUUGUGGUCAUUGACAGGGCUUGAGUAUGUGAUCUCACAGCUGAAGUCAUUGAUUCUGUCCUUUGGGCUGAUUGACAGACAUUUAACUGUGGAACAUGCCGUUCUGCUGUCUCGACUAGAGGAGGAAUACCAGAUCCAGCGUUGGGGAAACGUUGAAUGGGCUCACGACUACGAUAUGCAUGAGCUGCGGUCUCGUACAGCAGCAGGUGCCCUGUUUGUACAUCUGUCAACUGAAAGUUCUACGAUGAAGAAAAAACUGCUUCAGGACUGAUCUGACCUGAGUACAUGAAACAAAAUCCAUCUUCUCACAGAUUAUAUUGAUCCAUGGCAUAUAAUUAUCAUCAUGAAAACAGAAUUUUGUGUAAUUGUGACAUUGCUAUACUUUGGGUGUUGAAACAUGUAAAGCUUUUAACCAGAUUCUCUGCUGUGUGUUUGUGAAUUAACUUAAAAAUGUUAAUGACAUUAUUUGUUAUUUUCUGUGGCAAUUUAGGGUAGAAUUGCUGUCUCAGUGCUUCAGGAUCUUUAGUGAAUUUUCGGGUUACAGUUUGUAGAGCUUCACAUGUCCUUCCCAUGUCAGUGUGGGUUUUCUUGGAGUUAUGAGGUUUUCACCCACCUCUGAAGAACCCGUAAACAAAUCAGCUGCUCUAAAUUGCCUAUAUAUGUAUGUGUGCAUGCAUGGAGCCCUGCGAUGAACUGGCUUCCCCUCUAGGGUGCAUUCCUGACUUUUACCUAGGAAAGUCUCAAGAGCCACCUUGACCCUGACCAUGAAAAACGUACUUAAAGAUCAAUGAAUGAAUGAAUGGUGUUAUAUGUUAACUUUUACAUAUUCUGUAUGUCCUAAUAUUUCUUUGAAACAUUAAAUAUACAGUGGUUACUGAA